This is a messenger RNA of Micropterus salmoides (largemouth bass), 3576 nucleotides long. RefSeq names its product neuroblast differentiation-associated protein AHNAK-like. The transcript has 5 exons. Gene Ontology annotation, cellular component: nucleus; cytoplasm. NCBI's taxonomy places the organism in Eukaryota, Metazoa, Chordata, Actinopteri, Centrarchiformes, Centrarchidae. Gene Ontology annotation, biological process: regulation of RNA splicing. The record is from RefSeq and is a predicted model, not a curated record. The coding region runs from base 401 to 3481 and encodes 1026 amino acids.
GACGUGUUGAUAUAUGGAAGAAAGCAAUCAGAGGUUGAAGUUGCAGUAUUGCUACUAUUGUCUGCUGUGGUGUGUGUGUGCAUAUGAGCCGCAUGCCAGUAGAUGAGGAAGCCAAGCUGUGUAUGCGUGUCAGUGUGUGUUCGUUUAUGUCUGUUGACAGUUGCAGGCGGGUCUUUUAAGAUGAAACCUGUUUGUCUUGCUUAAAGACCUGAGUGGCGGUCCUCUCCUCAGUCACAUCCUGCCGAGCAAACAGCAUGGACUGAUAACUGUGUGCUGAAACCCGUCGCACAAUUUCAACAACACACGGAGGUCAGACACCUGCCAAAACACCUGCCUGAUGGAUCCUGAGGUUUAGUCGAAAUGGAUUUUUCAAUGCCAUUGUGACAGAAACACAAGGAUCAUGCCAUCACACCGCAGGGGAAAGAGUCUCUCUGAGGCUUUCACCCUGGACCAAUUAGAUGAGGGGGGGCUGGUCAUUUCCGGCAUCAACAACAGUGCCUCAGCCAAUCAGGGACUCAGGGAAGGGGAUGAAGUUGUGGGGGCAACAAUCAAUUUUGAUGAUCUAUCGAAAGAGGAGGUGUUGCAAGUGCUGAAGCUGAUGGAGCCGUUUGAUGACAAAUUCCGAGUCCUCACCAGGAACAACCUGAGCAAGAGCCUCGGAAAUCUGGACCAGUGUUCCAGGGGUCCUGACAUGAUGCUAAAUGAUUCCUACAACAAACUCUACAAUACCAAAAUCAAGAAGUUUAUGAAAGGUAACUUGCCGGGUGCUGUGGAUGGCUGUGUGAAUGCGGAAGUAACCACCAAGCCAACUGUAUCAGGCUCAUCCAAGGUCAGCCUGAAACAGAACAUGGGGUUGCCUCGCCUUGGGGUGGACUUUGGACUUCAGAAAACCAAGACUUCAAGUACAGACAUUGAUGAUGAUUUCCAAUCUGAUGAUGCUGGGGAAUUAACAUAUGGCAGGAAUCUAAACCUUCCACCGUUGAGUGGGAGUGUUCAGGAACCAAGACUGAAGGUCAAUGCUAGAAGUCCACAGCUUAAGGCUCCAGACUUUCAUCUAUCUGGAACAUUACCAGAGGGUCCAAAUGCCAACACUACAGCUGGUAUACAACUGCCAAACACUAAUAGUCCAUCAGCUGACAUGGGGAUAAACCUUGAUGGGGGAAAUAUCACUGGUCCAUCCUUUGACACUGGUGUUCCCAAAAUGAGCAUUGAAGGAACAAACAAAGAAUUCAAAAUGCCAAAAUUCAAACUGCCAGACCUGGGCCUCUCUGAACCUUCUUAUAUUGGUCCAGAAUGUGAGGUCAAGACACCAGAUGUAGGAGCUCCAGAUGUUUCCUCUGGUAAACUCAGUCUCAAGUAUUCCAAGAGGCUGAAAACCCCAGAUCUAAAUGUUGACAGCCUUUCUGGUUAUGUAGAAUCACCCAAGCUCAGGAUGCCUGGGAGAUCCCAUGACUUAGACCUAGAAAUUCCAGGUGUUGAUGUAUCACAGCAUGAUCUAAGUGGGCAGGACAUUGACAUGCCUUCAGGGGAAUUCAAACUGCCACUUAAGACAUCAAAGUUUGAUCUUAAAUCUCCGGAUUUAGAUUUGGAUGCUGGUGACCUAAAAGGACCGAAUUUAGCCCUUAAAGGUCCAUCUGGAAAAUUUAAGGCUCCUAAGUUUAGAAUGCCUGAAUUUGAUUUACCAGACAUUCAUGUUCCAGGUUUUAAUGGUGAUUUAGUGGGGCCAGAUGAGCGGUUGGCAGCACCAGAUCUCAAAGUUGGAACUGCAGACCCAAAUGGUGACUUAAAUGUACCCUCAACUGACUUGGAUAUUGCAAGCCCAUCUGAAAAACUCAAAAUGCCAGGCUUUGGGCUAUCUGUGCCUAAAGUUAAAGGCCAUGAAUAUGAUUUAAAAACUCCAGGCAUGGAUGUAUCCGCUCCCAAGUUUGAAGGGGGCAUCAAUUUACCUCGUGUUGAUUGGAAAGACCCCAAACUUGACCUUAAUACGCCUGAUGUGGAUAUUAAUAUGCCUUCUGGUAGAUUAAAUAUUGAUGCAGAUGCUCCCUCUGGCAAGCUUAAACGGCCAAAGUUUAAGCUCUUUGGCACAUUACCAAAGAAAAAAGAUGUGGAUGUCAGUGCAGGGGUGAAAACACCUGAACUAACUCUGAAAUCCCCAAAGAUAAAAGGCAUAGAUGCUUCUGGCAUGAGUGUACCGAACAUGGAUCUCAAAGCUCCAAAUUUAGACCUCCACUCUCCAGAUGUAAACAUUAGUUCACCAAAGGCAAAAUUAAAGAUGCCCAAAUUAAAGAUGCCUAAAUUUAGUCGUCAAAGUCUAGAAGGACCUGAGAUUGAUGGUAAUUUGGAUGGUCCAGACAUGGAUAUUAAUGCACCCAAUGUCAAUCUCGAAGGUCCUAAAACCGAUUUAGAAAUGCCAGAUGUUGAUGUUGCUGGGCCAUCUGGAAAAUUCAAAAUGCCAAACUUGAACCUGCCUGAUUUGAGGCUUUCUGGUCCAAAGGUAGAUGGCCCUAACCUGGACCUCAACUCACCUGCCUUCAAUAUAUCUGGCCCUAAACUCAGUGGUGGAAUAAAUUCACCAGACAUAAAUACGCCCAAUGUUGAUCUUAAAAGGCCACAACUGGACCUCAAAAUGCAAAAGCCCAACUUAGACAUGCCAAAAGGUAAACUGAAAAUGCCAGAGCUUCAUGCUCCAGACUGGGAUGUUGAUGCUCCGUCAGGAAAAUUGAAAUCUCCUAAAUUCAAUCUUUCAGGUACUUUACCAAAAGGACCAAACAUGGACAUUAACACAGAUCUGAAAUCACCAGACUUUAGUCUGAAAGCUCCUAAGAUAAAGGGUGGAAUUGAUGCCCCUGACUUGGACUUGCCUAAUAUGGACCUUAAAGCUCCCAAGUUCAAUGUGAAUACUCCAGAUGUCAACAUUGGAUCACCCAAAGCAAAAUUUAAAAUGCCCAAAUUUAAAAUGCCCAAAUUUAACGUCCCAAGCCUAAAAGGACCUGAGAUUGAUGGAAAUUUAGAUGGUCCAGAUGUUAAGGUAAAUGUACCCAAUGUUAAUCUUAAAGGUCCUAAAGCUGAUGUAGGAAUGCCAGAUCUUGAUAUUUCUGGUCCGUCUGGAAAAUUCAAAAAGCCAAAUUUUAACAUGCCUGAUUUUGGUCUUUCGGGUCCAAAGUUAGAUGGCCCUAACUUGGACCUGAAAUCACCUGACCUAGAUAUCUCUGGUCCCAAUCUCAGCGGUGGAAUAAAUGCACCAGACAUAAAGAUGCCCAAGGUUGAUCUUAAAAGCCCCAAACUGGACCUCAAUACCCCAAAGCUCAACUUAGACAUGCCAUCAGGGAAACUGGAGAUGCCAAAACUGGCAAAACCAAAGGCAGAGCUUCAUGCUCCAGACUGGGAUGUUAAUGCUCCGUCAGGAAAAUUGAAAUCUCCUAAAUUCAAUCUUUCAGGUACUUUGCCAAAGGACCAAACAUGGACAUUAACACAGAUCUGAAAUCACCAGACUUUAGUCUGAAAGCUCCUAAGAUAAAGGGUGGAAUUGAUGCCCCUGACUUGGACUUGCCUAAUAUGGACCUUAAAGCUCCCAAG